UUUCAGAACUCAUUUAGUCAUUUUGUUCCGUUCAUCUUUUAGCUUCAAGCGCCUGAAAUCAUAUACAGCAAAAGAGGAUGGCGAAAUCAGUUACCUCCGACGCGAUUUCGAUAUUGCUUGCCAACCCCUCGCCAGAUUCUUCCUCGGAGCUUCCAGAGAUCAUCGUCCAAGUUCUGGAUCUCAAGCAAAGCGGUAAUAGAUUCAUGUUCACGGCUAGCGAUGGAAAGGUGAAGUUAAGGGCAAUCCUCCCUUCUAAUCAAAAUUCCCAAGUCAUUUCAGGAAGUAUUCAGAACCUGGGUCUUAUCCGCAUAGUUGAUUAUACUCUCAAUGAUAUCCCAAAUAAGUCAGAGAAAUAUCUUAUUGUUACAAAAUGUGAAUCAGUCUCUCCCGCUCUUGAGAUGGAGAUAAAAACAGAAGUCAAGAGUGAGUGCCCCACCAUUCUUUUGAAUCCAAAGCAAGAGUGUGAAAUCAAUAGUGAGGCGAAAAGUGAAGCUGCUGGCAUUAUUUUGAGACCAAAGCAAGAAAUGGUGUCCAAAUCUGCCGCUCAGAUUGUAUACGAACAACACACAAACACUGCCCCUUCUGUACGGAUGGCCAUGACACGCAGGGUGCGCCCUCUUGUUUCCUUAAAUCCUUAUCAGGGUAAUUGGACUAUAAAGGUUCGUGUAACAAACAAAGGGAAUAUGCGUUCCUACAAGAAUGCUAGAGGGGAAGGUUGUGUCUUCAACGUGGAAUUGACAGAUGAAGAUGGCACUCAAAUUCAAGCAACAAUGUUUAAUGAGGCUGCCAGGAAAUUUUAUGACAGAUUUGCGCUUGGGAAGGUUUACUAUAUUUCCAAGGGAACUUUAAAGGUUGCCAACAAACAGUUCAAGACUGUCCAAAACGAUUAUGAGAUGACGCUGAAUGAGAACUCUGAGGUGGAAGAGGCAGCCAAUGAAGAAAGUUUUGUUCCAGAAACAAAAUUUAACUUUGUCCCGAUUGAUCAGCUGGGUCCUUUUGUCAAUAGGAGUGACCUUGUUGAUGUCAUGGGAGUUGUUCAGAAUGUGUCUUCCACUAUGAGCAUUCGAAGGAAGAGUAACAAUGAGAGUAUUUCAAAGCGUGAUAUUACUAUUGCUGAUGAAACAAAGAAGACAGUGGUUGUGUCUUUGUGGAGUGAACUUGCAACUAAUGUAGGGCAAGAAUUGCUGGACACUGCUGAUAAACUUCCAAUAGUUGCAAUCAAGUCUCUCAAGGUUGGGGAUUUUCAAGGCGUUUCCUUGUCAACUAUAAGCAGAAGUGCAGUUCUGAUUAAUCCUGAUAUACCUGAAGCGAAAAGGCUUAGAUGCUGGUAUGAGUCUGAAGGUAAAGACGCUCCCAUGGCUUCCAUUGGCUCUAGUGCAUCUGUAACCAAAAAUGGAAUGAGAUCAGUGUACUCUGACCGUAUUUCUCUUGCUCAAAUAACCUCAAACAAGUCCUUGGGAGAGGACAAGCCUGCAUUUUUCAGUAUCAGGGCACAUAUAAGCUCCAUUAGGCCUGAUCAGACAAUGUGGUAUCGGGCUUGUACAACUUGCAACAAGAAAGCCACUGAAGCCAUUGGAUCUGGCUAUUGGUGUGAAGGUUGCCAGAAAAACGUUGAAAGCACUUUAAGGUAUAUUUUGGUUGCAAGAGUUUCUGAUGCAAGCGGCGAAGCUUAUGUCUCGAUCUUCAAUAAUGAAGCUGAGGCGAUCGUUGGGUGUUCUGCUAAUGAGCUAGAUAGCCUAAAAUCAGAGGAGGGAGAAGAUAAUCCGUAUCAAAUGAAAUUGAAACAAGCGACCUGGGCCCCUCAUCUAUUCCGUGUUAGUGUUUCUCAGAAUGAGUACAUGAACGAGAAGAGGCAGAGGAUAACUGUCCGAGCUGUUGCUCCAGUUGAUUAUGCUGCUGAGUCAAGAAUUCUCCUGGAAGAGAUUUCAAAGAUGACAGCUCCACAAUAAAGUUGAUAUGCUUAUUUUGAGUUUAGGUUUUCUGAAUCACAGCCCUUUUUCGUUCUUGUUAUUGGCUCUAACUAAUGUAUAUAUCUUCGUAAUUUAUCUAUAUGCACUAUGCUGGCGGCCUUUCCCGUUAUUACAGCUCUGGAUGCGAAAAAUAUAUUGUAUUAGUGUAGUCUUUUAGUCUUUUAAAAAGAUAGCAAUGAAAGCUUUUGAAUUCA
Messenger RNA from Neltuma alba, 2164 nucleotides. Its product is annotated as replication protein A 70 kDa DNA-binding subunit B. Gene Ontology annotation, molecular function: DNA binding. The transcript is spliced from 12 exons. Gene Ontology annotation, biological process: DNA repair; DNA recombination; DNA replication. The record is from RefSeq and is a predicted model, not a curated record. Lineage: Eukaryota; Viridiplantae; Streptophyta; Magnoliopsida; Fabales; Fabaceae. Bases 78 to 1949 code for a protein of 623 amino acids. Gene Ontology annotation, cellular component: nucleus.